Bipolaris sorokiniana ND90Pr is the source of this 798-nucleotide messenger RNA. RefSeq lists its product as uncharacterized. The record is from RefSeq and is a predicted model, not a curated record. Bases 1 to 798 code for a protein of 265 amino acids. Lineage: Eukaryota; Fungi; Ascomycota; Dothideomycetes; Pleosporales; Pleosporaceae. The transcript has 7 exons.
AUGAAGUUGGCCCAGCUCGUCACCCUCUUCGGAGGUGCUGCACUUGCAUUCCAGUCUCUUGUAGCUCCUCAUGGCCAGCGUGCCCUGAACGACACACACUCUACUGUUGUCAUGGUCACGUCCACGCACCUGGUCUACGAGAUCUGCACCGAUGUUGCGAGAUGUCCUCCUUAUACCACCGAGGUCCAGACUUCAGCCAUCCACGUCACCGACACGACCACGGUCUGCCUUCUUUCUUCGACGCCUUCUGGGUACGGACCUCCGAUUUCUGCUACUACAACUCUGCCAACUACCAGCUCGAUCUAUCCCACUGAGCCAGGGAUCUUGCGUGUUGACUACAGAGGCCACUUCUUCAAGUGUUUACGUGUUACCGUCCUUCCUUCCCCGACUUGGCCAUCCUCGAGCGGUUAUAUGAUACCAUCUGGCUCUCUCAGCCCUUGGUCGCCAACAUACCCCAGCUCCACUGUACUAGAGAGCACGAAUGUGAUUACCAGCUAUCAUGUGUAUCUGUCCACAUCCUAUAUUACUGCAUCGACUUCUUCUGGUGGUCUCGGCAACUACACCAAGACCAGCGCUCAGACAGCGCCUACAUAUGUUCCAUCGGGCGUCUCCUUUGGUCCUUCUGGAUCUGGGUACCCAUACCCCUACGCCAGCGCAAAUGGAUCGGUUGUUGGCCCUUCGCCCAGCUACAUGGAGGUUCCGUUCAACACAGGACAUCGCAUUGGCGCAGGGAGAUGUCUCAUAGAUGAUGAGGAAGAGCAUCCCGGCUCUGUAUACAUAGUGAAGAGGUGCUCUUAG